Molecule: messenger RNA, 171 nt
Organism: Uncinocarpus reesii 1704
Lineage: Eukaryota; Fungi; Ascomycota; Eurotiomycetes; Onygenales; Onygenaceae
Exons: 1
Coding region: 1-171 (56 amino acids)
Source: RefSeq, a predicted model, not a curated record
AUGGCACCCAGCGGGAGUGCUAUCACAGCAGAAUCUGCAGCCGCCGAGAUCGGUGCAGCCAGUUGGGGUGUCGCAGACGAGGCCAUUUGCGCUGAUGGCAGCAGGUUGGGCCGUGGCCACGAGCAAGAGGGAGGAGAGGACGGCGAAGAAAGAGAGCUUCAUGAUGUCUGA